CUUCACUUCACUUCAUCGUCCGACGCACGACUGCACUUUCAUCCUCACCUCAUCUCGCCUCUUCCAUCCCGUUUCCCCCCACUCGCUCCGCACCAUGAGCGGCCCCGAUAUCGAGAUGGUCGCGGACUCGAUUCUCGAGUCACCCUUCGGCAGCGAGAAGGGGGACGACAUCGUGCCCGCCGAACUGACGGGAGACGCGCACGACGCCCCCGGCCCCUCCUCGACCUUCCUCCCCGCCUCCGAGCCCGGCCCGGACGUUCCCCCUGCUCCACCCUCCUCGCCGCCUCUCCCACCCCUCCACGACGGCGACGACGACGACGACGAAGUCGUCGCCCGCCUGCCCGUCUACAUCUCGCCCUCGCUCGGCCCGAACCUCGCCAUCUUCCAGUAUCCGCUGCAACACCGCUCGCUGCGUGUGCCCAACUGGGCCGCGGACCGGGGCAAGCGCAUCACCUCGCGCGUCAAGGAGGGCGUGGGGCGCGUCGAGGUCGAGGUGCCCGUCGACGCGAACCCCAGCGUGUGGCGCGACGAGCGCGCGCGCGAGCUCGGCUUCGUGCCCGCCGCCGCUAAUGGGCGGGAGGAGGAGGACGGGAGGGAAGGGAAGGAGAAGGACAAGAAGAAGAAGAAGGAGGUCGGGUGGGGUGACAAGAUGCGGCUGCGCAGCGAGAUCGUGCCCACGAAGGAGGGGACGUACUUUUCGGGCAUCGUGCAUGAAGGCGCACUCCACCUCCACCCCAUCAACCGCAUGCUCCAGUUCCGCACGUCGCUCGCCUACCUUGACGACUACGACAACAAGAACCGCCCGCGCGCCGUCGAGGAGGAGGAGAAGAAGCGCGUUGCGCAGCGCAAAGACUUGCCGAAGGGACUCGACGACCUUAACAAUGACGGCUCGGGAUCCAUCAAGGACUUCCGCAACAAAAUGUGGAGCAUGCAGGCGCGCGAAGACGAGGACAAGUGGGUCCCGUACGAGUGGAACGAGUGCGUCGAGAACGAGACCGUCAUCGAAAGCUUGGAGAGCCUGCUCGUCCACCCCGACCGCCGGGCCAUGCUAGAUUGCAAGAUGCGUGCGCUCGACUAUCUCGACCGGCAACACCGCUGAGCGGGGACAGUGUGACUCGGCGAGAUGUACGGGCUGAGGCAUACGCGGGCCGAUGUCGCAGAUGGAUGUAGACACGUAGAGGGAGAGGAGCGCCAUGUACUCAUAACAUCGACAGACGCCAUCGUCGAGAAGACA
Cutaneotrichosporon oleaginosum is the source of this 1234-nucleotide messenger RNA. RefSeq lists its product as uncharacterized. The record is from RefSeq and is a predicted model, not a curated record. Gene Ontology annotation, biological process: tRNA transcription by RNA polymerase III. Lineage: Eukaryota; Fungi; Basidiomycota; Tremellomycetes; Trichosporonales; Trichosporonaceae. Gene Ontology annotation, cellular component: RNA polymerase III complex; nucleus.